AUGAGAAUUUUGUCCCUCGCCCUCUGCGCUGCUGCCAUCGCCUGUGUCGCCGCCCAAGUUGCUCCUGAACAACAGCAACAGCAAGCUGAAUUCGAUGUCGUCGGCAUCCAGGAUAACUACGCAUGGGCUGUCGCCGCCACCCCCGAGGAACUCGCCUUGAAAGCCGACGAGUUAGCCGAGCUUGCCGCCGAGAUCUCUUUCCGGGCUGAACUCCUCGACUCUCUCAACCGCGAUUUUCAAGCCGAGGGCUUGGAUUGUAUUGCUUACAAGCUCGCUAUCGACGCUGUGUUGACUGGAACCAUCCAAGCAGCGAAAUCUGUUACAAACAUCCCAUUCGUCGGAACUGCCUUCCAGUUCCUCGUCCAACAGCUCGAGAGACUGAAGGACCUGGUCGGUAAAGUCACCACCGACUCGAGCGGCAUCGUUGCUGGUCUUGACUUUACAUUCUCCACACUGAAGACCAUCCUCGCGACCAUCGAAUACAUCCCACUCCCAUUCGACAUUUCUCCUAUCGUCAAGGUCAUUGAGUCUGCCAAGCCCAUCAUCCGCACCGCUGUCCAGUGUGUCUUGGGCGGCUCCAAGUUGGCCAUCACUCAAGGUCACUGCGCCCCAACCGCCGAUAUGUACCGCCUCUUUGUCACGGAUGCCACCACCAACGCACCAACCGUACCCGAUACCGCCUCUGACGAAUGGAAGAGAAUCGCCGCCGGAGUGUCAUCUGUGUUGCAAUUGAGCAAGAACGCCAUUGCACAGUCGAACGAGGCAUUGCUGAACACCCGCCCGAUCUUUGCCGCCGACCUUCUAAACCAAUACCGCGACGAAUAUCUCCGCGUUGCUGAGAACGAUGAUGCCAAGAUCUACGCACAGACCUAUUUGGGUGCCAUUGUUGGUGCAUCGAAUGCUCUUGAGGCAUGUCUGCGUGUUGCUGCAGAUCCCGCUGUUGCAGCUGAGGAACUGCAGCAGGAAUUGAAUGCCCAGGCUCGCUUUGAGGAUGACAAUGAUGAGAAUGAUGAGGAUGAAGUGGGCGAGGAAGACCAAUAG
Messenger RNA from Linnemannia hyalina, 1041 nucleotides. Lineage: Eukaryota; Fungi; Mortierellomycota; Mortierellomycetes; Mortierellales; Mortierellaceae. The record is from the annotation of a GenBank genome assembly.